Messenger RNA from Penicillium canescens, 1464 nucleotides. RefSeq names its product C2HC5-type zinc finger protein. Gene Ontology annotation, biological process: regulation of DNA-templated transcription. Gene Ontology annotation, cellular component: nucleus. Bases 1 to 1464 code for a protein of 487 amino acids. NCBI's taxonomy places the organism in Eukaryota, Fungi, Ascomycota, Eurotiomycetes, Eurotiales, Aspergillaceae. The transcript has a single exon. The record is from RefSeq and is a predicted model, not a curated record. Gene Ontology annotation, molecular function: zinc ion binding.
AUGGCCGAUCUCAGCGCAUGGGCAGCUCCUCGCCUCUCUCAGCUUCUUCCCCUCGAUGAGGAGUCGCUGUCGCAGGUCGUCGAAUAUGCCGCCAGUCUCUCCAAGGAGGCUUGCGCCGACCACCUCAAAAACCUCCUCGGUGACUCCCCCGCCGCCCUCGAAUUCAUAAGCUCGUUCAAUACGCGCCGCGAUGCCCGGCAACUGCCCCAGACGACAUCGACCCAAAGCAGAGAUGCGCCGCGAUCAUCGGGAGCCAAGAAGGGUAAAAAGAAGGCUCCGUUGCACAGCGCUGGUCCGCCACGCCGCCCAGACAACUACGGCAACGUUGGAGGGGGCUACAUGAAGGCCGAGGAGGAGGAUUAUAUGUCCUCACGAAAACCGACUACAAGCCUCGCGCCUUCGCAGCCUACGUCCUCGCAAUCAUCGCGUGUACCCUCUCCCUUGCCCACAUCAUCAUCAAAGCCACCGCCAUCAGCAAGUGGCCCUACAAUUUCGGAUAUGCUACCAAAUGUACGAUCAAAAACAAGCAAAUCAACUCGGCAGGCUGGAUCAGGAUCAAGUAGCAAGGGUGCGGCUCUGACGACGAAUAACAUCUCAGACCUUACUGCAGCUAUCGCCGCCUUGGAGGUAUCGACAAACCCGACACUGGAGGAACGACGCAAGUGCAACUGCUACGCCUCCCUUCACCCGCUAUUUGAUCCAGCUCCAAAUUGUAUGAACUGCGGGAAGAUCAUUUGCUCGCUCGAGGGUCUGCAACCAUGCUCCUUCUGCGGCACACCGCUGCUCUCCGCAGAGGAAGUGCAAGACAUGAUCCGAGAACUACGUGCUGAGCGUGGACAAGAGAAGAUGCGAGUACACAACGAAGGUGUUCAUCACGAAGGAGGGCCUAAGCCUACAUCCGGGUCCGGGUCCCCCAGUAAACUCGAUGCCGCCAAGGCUCACCGUGACAAGCUACUUCAAUUCCAAGCCCAGAAUGCCCGUCGGACCAAGGUUGUCGACGAAACAGCUGAUUUUGAAACACCCAAUGUCGCCUCGACCUUAUGGAUGAGCCCCGUCCAACGCGCGCUGGCGCUUAAGAAACAGCAGCGCAUUCAACGCGAAAUGGAGGAGAAGGCUCGUCCCGAGUGGGAGAAAAAGAAAACAGUCAUGAGUCUGGAUAUCAAGGGUGGCAAGGUCCGUCGUGUGUAUCAUAAUGCUGCAGCAGAGUCAACGCCGGAGGCCAGUGAGCCCGAGCCAGCCGAAGAAGCUGCCACAGAGCUUCCACGAGGCGAACAUGCUUUCAGUCGGAACCCGCUUCUUGCAGCCGGUGGUCUUCUGCGACCUGUCUGGAAGGCUCCGGAAGGGAAGACGCCCGAAGCAGCGGAGCAGACUGAAAGAAAACAAACUUGGCGACGGGUACAGGAUGACAAUGACGACAAUGAACAAUGGAUUCUUGAUGGUGGAGUACACGGGCAUACCACCUAG